Molecule: messenger RNA, 1587 nt
Organism: Rhinolophus ferrumequinum (greater horseshoe bat)
Lineage: Eukaryota; Metazoa; Chordata; Mammalia; Chiroptera; Rhinolophidae
Gene: RNF126
Product: ring finger protein 126
Exons: 10
Coding region: 157-1065 (302 amino acids)
Biological process (GO): protein ubiquitination
Cellular component (GO): cytoplasm
Molecular function (GO): ubiquitin protein ligase activity
Source: RefSeq, a predicted model, not a curated record
GGCGGGCGCCGCGCGGGGGGCGGGCGGCGCGGAGGAGGUGGCGGUGGCCAUGGCCGAGGCAUCGCCGCAGCCCGGACGGUACUUCUGCCACUGCUGCUCGGUUGAGAUCGUGCCGCGCCUGCCGGUGGGGAGACCGAGGCUUGCAGCCGGGAGGUGAUGUUUGAGCAGAGACCCAGCUUCCGCCAGGGGGCCAGCCAGGAUUACAUCUGCCCGAGAUGCGAGUCUGGUUUCAUUGAGGAGCUUCCGGAAGAGACCAGGAGUACAGAGAAUGGUUCCGCCCCCUCCACAGCGCCCCCGGACCAGGGCAGGCAGCCGUUCGAGAACGUGGACCAGCACCUCUUCACGCUGCCACAGGGCUAUGGGCAGUUUGCUUUCGGCAUCAUUGAUGACAGCUUUGAGAUCCCCACGUUCCCCCCGGGGGCGGCGGCAGAUGACAGCAGGGACCCUGAGAGUCGGAGGGAGAGAGAACAGCAGUCCCGGCACCGGUAUGGCGCCCGGCAGCCCCGAGCCCGCCUCACCGCGCGGCGGGCCACUGGCCGGCAUGAAGGUGUCCCCACGCUGGAAGGGAUCAUCCAGCAGCUGGUCAACGGCAUCAUCACUCCAGCCACCAUCCCCAACCUGGGCCUAGGCCCCUGGGGCGUCCUGCACUCAAACCCGAUGGACUACGCCUGGGGGGCCAACGGGCUGGACGCCAUCAUCACGCAGCUCCUCAAUCAGUUUGAAAACACGGGCCCCCCACCCGCAGACAAAGAGAAAAUCCAGGCCCUCCCCACCGUCCCUGUCACCGAGGAGCACGUAGGCUCCGGGCUGGAGUGCCCCGUGUGCAAGGACGACUACGGGCUGGGCGAGCGUGUGCGGCAGCUGCCGUGCAACCACCUGUUCCACGACGGCUGCAUCGUGCCCUGGCUGGAGCAGCAUGACAGCUGCCCCGUCUGCCGAAAGAGCCUCACAGGACAGAACACAGCCACCAACCCUCCGGGCCUGACUGGGGUGACUUUCUCCUCGUCUUCGUCCUCCUCCUCUUCCAGCUCGCCCAGCAACGAAAACCCAGCCAGCAACUCCUGAGGCCCCCCGCAGUCCCAAGAGAGCACAGGACCCGCCUUGCACAGGCCCAGCAGGCACGGGGACACCAGUGUCCCAGAGCCCAGGAGGUGCUCCCCCGCCCCCCACCGUGGACUCCGGUGUGGCUGCACCCCAGCUGUGGGCAGAGGCUCGGAUGACCCACGGCCUCCAGGCUGCACAGGAGGCCGGCUCUCCCCAGAGACGCCGCGGAGCGGCAUGGGUGCCCCAGCCUCCCCAUCCCGUUUGUCCAACUUCACCCUCCACAUGUCCAACAGUGGGAAGGUUUUAUAAUUUUAAAUUAUUACUGCUUUGAAAUAAAUGGCCCUGCAUGGUCUGUGGAAAGACAGGGUGGAGCCACUUGGCUGGUGUCUCAGCCCCGCUGGCUCGGCCACCCUGAGUGCGGCGGGCUUGGGGGGUCACCAGGAUGACCAGCAAGACAGGACAAACCUGCUCAGAGACUUUUUUUAAAGGAAAAAAUAUGUGUAUCUUGAAAGUUAUUUAAAAAUGCACCUACUUAGAAACGAA